Eublepharis macularius is the source of this 2814-nucleotide messenger RNA. It is a transcript of the gene ADGRG5, whose product is annotated as adhesion G protein-coupled receptor G5. Gene Ontology annotation, cellular component: membrane. Gene Ontology annotation, molecular function: G protein-coupled receptor activity. The record is from RefSeq and is a predicted model, not a curated record. The transcript has 13 exons. Lineage: Eukaryota; Metazoa; Chordata; Lepidosauria; Squamata; Eublepharidae. The coding region runs from base 136 to 1791 and encodes 551 amino acids. Gene Ontology annotation, biological process: cell surface receptor signaling pathway; adenylate cyclase-activating G protein-coupled receptor signaling pathway.
GUGAGGCGGCAGGAACACCCCGUACAGAGGAGAGAAACUAAACCAAACCAGCACAGUGGAACCCGGAUCGCUCUGCAAACCUGUUGUCCAUUGUCGUGUGGUGGAUAUUCCGGAAGUGGUGCUACAUUCUAAGUGAUGGACCCGGGUUUAUGGAUAUGCCUCUUCGCAUGCACAGCUUUUCUGGUUGAGCUGGCAGGAGUAACACCCAGCAAAGAAGUUAUACAAAAUGCAGCUUCUGGUGCUCAGGAGGACUUGGGAAAGUAUGAGGUGGAGGAAGCCAUGAGGACUUUUAAGAGACACCUGGCCCAAGACUGUGUUUCUGAGCGGAAGGAGCGAAUGAGAGCCAAACAAAAUCUGGAGAAGACAUUGCUAGAAGCCAACAUGUCUAGGGAGAAUCUCACCGUAGCUCACCAGGAGGUGCAAACGCUAAUAUUCAGAAUAAAGCCCAAAGAUUUCAGAGGGCUGAAUGUCACCAGUAACAUGUUAAAGGUCAACGCAUCAAGGAAGACCCAGACGCAACACGCCAUGCAUUUUCCAGCUGCACUGACGGAGAGGUUUCGGGCCUUGCCUGCAACGGAGAUGAGGCUGACGUGCAUUUACCUGAAAACCUCCUGCCUCUUUCAGGAUGAAAAGAACAGCUCGCUGCUGAAUGAUGACAUUUUGGGGGCCACCCUCGGGGGUGCCAACAUCACCAAUCUCAGCCAGCCAGUGGAGAUCCGAUUUUGGCACAGCCUCAGCCUGGCCAAUCAUUCCAGCAUGACCUGUGUCUUUUGGAUGGAAGGAAGAGCAGAGGGCAGCUUCGGAACCUGGAGCCCUGUUGGUUGUAAAACUGUCAUCCAGACGGGCAUCGUUUUGUGCCAGUGCUACCAUCUCACUUAUUUUGCCGUCUUGUUGGAAAUCUCCCCAGUCACUUUGGAUGAAGGUUUAUUGGUUCCCUUAACCUAUAUAACUUCCAUCGGCUGCACUAUGUCAGCUGCUGCCUGUCUGCUCACCACCUGCUUGUACGUUUGCUCCAGAAAAAAACAACACAACUCCACAACCAAGAUACACAUUAACCUCUUGGAGGCUCUUUUUUGCCUUAAUACGUCAUUCUUAGUCAGCAGACUGCUGGCACCUGUCACUUCUGAGUGGCCAUGCCAGGUUGCUGCACUCUUCCUCCAUUACUCGCUGCUCUGCUGCUUGACGUGGAUGGCCCUCGAAGGUUUCCAUCUCUACAUGCUUACAAUCAGAGUCUACAACCUGUACAUAAGAUGUUACCUCCUCAAACUGUGUGCUGUUGGCUGGGGGCUCCCUGGCUUAGCAGUCAUGACCAUCUUGAUGAUCAACAAAGAGGCUUACAGCAUCUACAGUGUCAAAACCAGCUCUGCUUACAGCAACAGCACCAUGUGUUGGAUCACGUCCCUCGAAGUUCAUUACUUCAACCUGAUUUACUUGAGCGGCACUGUGCUUUUCAAUAUGAGCAUCUUGACCCUUGUGGUUCAGCAGCUGAGGCGGCUCAAAGCCCACCCUCAUCAGCAGAAAGAAAAUCCCUGUAGGAAUGUGGUGGCAGUUCUUGGAUUGACGUGCCUCCUGGGUGCAACCUGGACGUUGCCGUUCGUCUCAUUUGGAGUCUUCUCCAUUCCACAGAUCUUCCUGUUCACUGUCCUCAACUCACUUCAAGGGCUCUUCAUCUGCCUCUGGUACUGUGCCUUGAGAUGCCACUCACAGGAAAGCCUCUCAGGAGGGACCUGUCAUCCAUCUUGGUGUAUUGCACAAAAGCGGCAGGACUCUAAUCUGGAGAGCAAGGUUUGAUUCCCUACUCCUCCGCUUGAAGCCAGCUGGUGACCUUGAGUCAGUCGCAGCUCUUCUAGAGCUCUCUCAGCCAUACUCACCUCACAGGGUGAUUGUUGUGGGGAUAAUAAUAACACACUUUGUAAACCACUCUGAGUGGGCAUUAAGUUGUCCUAAAGGGUGGUAUAUAAAUUGAAUGUUGUUGUUGUUGUUGCUGCUAACUCCAGAGCCAGUUUGGUGUAUUGCUUAAAAGCGGCAGGACUCUAAUCUAGAGAAUCAGAUUUGAUCCCCCACUCCUCCACUUGAAGCCAGCUGGGUGACUUUGGGUCAGUCACAGCUUCUCAGAGCUCUCUCAGCCCCACCCACCUCACAGGGUUGUUGUUGUGGGGAUAAUAAUAACACAUUUUGUAAACUGCUCUGAGUGAGUGUUAAAUUGCCUUGAAGGGCAGUAUAUAAAUCAAAUGUUGUUGUUGUUAGUAUUAUUAUUAUCUCAGUAACUGCAGCGUCAUGGGAGAUGUGCUGACCCCAGGCCAAGCAUGAAAAGGAUGAAAGAAGCAUUUGAGAUCGGACUCUUGUUCAAAGAAACCAAGCUGCUGUCGCGACUCCAAGCCACCCACAAAUGUCAGGACUGAAGGGAACACUGGCACACCCUGAUCUACACUGGAGUUUAGUGAGGUUUGUUGGCCUAACAGGAACCCUUGCUGCAGGUGGAAGAAGAGAACUGGUGUGACUCCUAAGUGGUGUGUGACCUGACCCACGCACUAAUCUGAAUCCUGCACAGUUGCCAGAGAGGGGGAUAUUUGCCAGCUGCUCUCUGUUUUAGCUGUUCUGUGUUGGACAAAGACUAUUUCCGUGAAUCUAGAAUCAAUCUGAAGAGAGACAAAGAAAGUCUACUUCAAAGCAUAUCUUACAUUACUUCCUUCAGCCAUAAUUCCAUGCAUAACGGCGCACAGGAUGACGGAAUGGGACUUCCUUAAUGCACAAACCUUGUAACAUGGUGAAAGGGAUGGAAAAUUCACCAGUGCUUGAGAAUCUCAGAGCCAA